Molecule: messenger RNA, 5758 nt
Organism: Lucilia cuprina (Australian sheep blowfly)
Lineage: Eukaryota; Metazoa; Arthropoda; Insecta; Diptera; Calliphoridae
Gene: Sec6
Product: exocyst complex component 3
Exons: 4
Coding region: 180-3926 (1248 amino acids)
Biological process (GO): exocytosis; exocyst localization
Cellular component (GO): exocyst
Molecular function (GO): SNARE binding; oxidoreductase activity
Source: RefSeq, a predicted model, not a curated record
UUACCGUUAAAUAAAUGAUACCAAGUUGUUUUCAACAAAUAUUGUUAUCACUACCUAUUACACUAUCUAAGCAGCUGACAGCCGAAAAAGAAGAAGAAUCAUAACAAUUUUUUUACAUACAUUUUAUAACGUCAACAUUUUGUGCAGUGAAUUAAUUAAAAGUCGACGUGAAAACGCCCAUGGAUUUGCAACAAUUAGAGGAAGAGGCACGUCAAGCUGCCCUUAAAGACAUUAAGAAUAUGCUCCAGCGACCUGGACAACUUGAAAAAGUUGAACAAUAUUGUCACCGAGUGCAACGAAAAAAAGCUUCUGUAGAGGCUUUGCUGAAAACGGGCAUGCAAAAUCAAUUGGAAGGAGUUAGAGUGGGUUUAAAGCAAUUGAAGACCUGCCUCGAGGAUGUAAGGGAGGUAAGUCAUACCAUGGCUGAAGUGGAGAAACUUAUGCAAGGUGUUCCGGAAAUUUAUGAUGCAUUGGAAGAUGUACGCGAAGAAAAUACAAAACAUUCCCAGUAUGCUACAGCCGUAGAGAAUCUAAAGCAUAUUUUUAAUGUGGAUUCUAGUGUUCAGCAAACAAUGGCCUUAAUUGAAGAAGAUAAACUACUGAAUGCGCACCAGCGUUUGGCUGAGUUGGAAAAUGCCCGUGAUGAUUUACUCUAUGAAUUACACAAACAACCCAAACAACAUGCCUCGGAUAAAAUUACACUUAAACGGCAUUUUGAGAAAAUCGAUACUGUAUCACAGGCUUUGGAAAAGAAGUUACGUUUGAUAUUAAGUCGCACUUUAAAUACUGUACGCAAAGAACCAAAAUUCAUUGUUACUGCUUUGAGAAUCAUUGAACGUGAAGAGAAAAACGAUCAAUUUGCUUUGCAGCAGCAAAAGGUGACGUCUUUUCUACCUCCCGGCCGUCCUCGGCAAUGGCGUGCUAUGGCUAUGAAUGUUUUAAAGGAGGCUGUAAUCACAAGAAUUGAAGGCUCCAAAUUGGAGGAAAGAGCUGACAAUAAAAUGUGGUUGGUGCGUGACUUGGAAAUACUGCGACAAAAUAUUCUUGUUGAUUUGAGAGUAGUCAAGUCAUUGUGUGUACCCUGCUUUCCACCGCACUACAACAUAUUUGAGGAGUAUGUCAAAAUGUAUCAUGAAGGAUUAUCCAAUUAUAUUGAAAAUAUUGCUAGUGGCGGUUUAGAAGGCAAUGAAUAUGUCUCACUAUUAUCUUGGGUUAUAAACACUUAUCCCGGUCAUGAACUGAUGCGACACCCCGACUUGAAUGUCAACAUAAAACAAGUGGCCGGAUCACUGCUAACAGCCGAACAUUUAACCUCACUAGAAGACGAAUAUUUGGGCAAUAUGCAAAGAAACUUCCAAGAAUGGAUGACCACAACUGCAGAAAAAGAUAGAAGUGAUUGGUUUUCAGAACAAACACCCGAUCAAGAUGAACAAUAUUAUCAUAGUCCUGCCUCGGUUAUUAUUUUCGAUAUGAUUAAUCAAUUACUGCAGGUUACCGAUACCAUCCACAAUGAUUUGACCUUUAAGGCCUUAGUGAUGAGUAUAAGACAAUUAGAUUUGUUUGGUCAAACGUAUUUGAAACAUGUAGUGGAUUUGAAGGAACAUCAUUUUCGUAAUCGUGAUCAAAUCAAGUUUUUCACACAUCACAUUAUUGCUAUAGUGAAUAAUAGCCAGCAAAUGUUAGAUUUGGCACAUCAAUUGAAGCAGAAAUAUUGGCCCAAUGCCCGAACAGAACACUAUGAGUGUUUUGAGAAACUUGUGGAUACAUUCCAGCGUAUACGUUCUCAAGCGACAGGAUAUUUACUGGAAGAGGCUUUCUUAGAUUUAGAUGGUCAUUUCAAUGAUUUGUUUACACAAAAGUGGCUGACAACCUCCAUAUCGGUGGAUACCAUUUGCAUAACAUUAGACGAUUACUUUCAGGAUUACAAUCAUUUGACGCCCUCCAAUUUCGAAAUGGUUAUUAAUGAGGCCCAAAAACAGUUGGCCAAACGUUAUAUACGUGCUUUACUCUCGAAACGUUUAUCACGUCCGUCUAGCGAUUGUGAAGCCAUCAAGACCAAAAUAAAUUCUGAGGCAAAACGUCUAGAGAGAUUCUUUGAGAAAAUUGCUCCCAAUCUUUCGUUAAGUGAUUCUCCUCUGAAAUUGAUAUCAAUGCUUUCAAGCUUACUGGUUUGUGAUGUCGAAGUGUUACUCUUAGACUUGCAUACUCUAUUGGGUAAUUAUCCCUCGUUGACCGAAGAUCAAAUUGUGAGACUCUUUUACAUACGCAACGAUGUAAGAGCUGCCGAAAUUCGCCAAAAGGUACAGGAUGCUAAUCAAUCGAAAAAACCCAUGGUUACUAUUGCUAAGCAGGAUUGUAUAUUUAAAGAAAUUGUGUUUAGUGAUAAAUUAUGUUUCUGCACACACUUCCAAACUAUGAGCACACCCAAAAUAGUUAUAGUUGGUUCGGGCGCAUCGGGCAUUGCAUGUGCCACAAAACUACUCGAUUACGGUUUUGAGAAUGUUGUCAUCGUUGAGGCGGAACCACGUAUUGGUGGUCGCAUACAUACGAUACCAUUUGCCGAUAAUGUUAUUGAUUUAGGUGCUCAGUGGUGUCAUGGCGAAAAGGAUAAUAUAGUUUAUGAAUUGGCACAUAGCCAUGAUCUUCUUGAGUCUACUGGAGAUGUAUACGAAUCAUAUCAAUGUGUACGUUCCGAUAAAUCAGUUGUACCUGAAAAUGUUAGCCAACGUUUAAAAGACAUUGUAAAUGAAAGUUUGGUGACAAGACAAAUGGAAUUGAGAAAUUGUAAUGGUUCGUUGGGCAGUUAUUUGAAUAAUAAAUUCUAUGAGGCUUUGAGAAGGCCGGAGAAUUCCGAUAUUGAUAUGGCGAUAGCAAAGGAAUUCUUUGAGAAUUAUAAAAAAUUCGAAAAUUCCGUAGAAGCUUCCGACACCUUAGAUGAUGUUUCGGGUCGUGGAUAUUUAGAAUAUUGGGAAUGUGAAGGCGAUAUCUUGCUCAAUUGGAAGGAUAAGGGCUAUUUGGAGUUUUUGCGUUUGCUUAUGAAAUCCCGGGAAAACAAAAUUGAAUAUGGUGUUUUGGAAAAGCGCAUUUUGUUAAAUAAGAAAGUAACGUCUAUAGAAUGGAACCGCAACGAUUGCUGCGCCCAGUUACGUUGUCAAGAUGGCGAUAUAUUUGUGGCAGAUCAUGUGAUAUUGACGGUAUCUUUAGGCGUACUCAAAGAACAGCAUUUGAGAAUGUUCGAGCCCAAAUUGCCGGUGGAAAAACAACGUGCCAUUGAUGGUUUAGCUUUUGGUACGGUUAACAAAAUCUUCAUAGAAUUUCCUACAAAAUUUUGGCCCGACAAUUGGACUGGUUUUACUAUGCUGUGGCGCGAACAGGAUAUUGAAGAGAUUCGAGGAACUUCUCGUGCUUGGCUUGAAGAUGUUUUCGGCUUCUAUUGUGAUCACAAUCAGACACGUCUUUUAAGUGGCUGGAUCAUUGGAGCUAAUGGUCGUCACAUGGAAACACUGCCACAAGAUGAGAUUUUAGCGGGUUGUAUGUAUUUAUUUAGAAAAUUCCUACAAUGGGAAAUACCCGAACCGAAAAAUUUUAAGGUAUCAGCUUGGUAUACAAAUGAAAACUUUCGGGGUUCCUAUUCUUUUCGUUCUAUGAAAACCGAAGAAGUGGGUACAAGCGCCCGUGAAUUGGCUCAGCCCUUGUGUGUGGUGACAACACCGCCCGUCUUAAAUGGAGAGCCCACAAUUGAACCCCUAUUUACCCAAAGUCGUUGUGAUAAACCCAUUGUGCAAUUUGCCGGAGAAGCUACCAGCCAUCAUUACUUCUCUACCGUACAUGGUGCCGUUGAAGCGGGUUGGCGUGAAGCUACACGUUUAGCUGACUUCUAUGGCAUGCUUAGAAGUUCCCGUAAACUACACAAGUCCAAUUUAUAACAAUUUUAGGACUUUGAAUGCCAUUAGAGGGGAUGUUUUAAACGGAGAAUAUUGAAAUGAUUACAUUUCAGUAGUCUUCUGUUUAAUAACAUCUGCAAUGACAUUUAAAGUCCCGAAAUGAAAAUUUAAAAACUUAAUAAAUCAUUUUCUAAAAUAGCGGUUACUUUUUUUAAAAGCUACGCUUACAGGCGCACUUAAAACAGUUUUCGAUCAUUUGUCCAUUACACAAUUAUGAUUUUAAUUUAGAUAUUUUUGUUUCUAAGUAAUUACAUAGUAUUAAGUUAAAAUCAUGUAAAGUAACCCCAAAUCAGUUUUCAUUUUAUUCUACUUUUAAUUUGAAAUUAUUUUGUUGUAUUAUGAUUUAUUAUUUUUUUAAUUUUUUAUUUCUGGUCCUUUUAGUUAAGAAUAAAAUUUUGUUAAAACUCAUUUUUUAUAUUUUAUUAAUUUUGAUUGUAAAAAAUAAAUUUAUUAUAAACAUGAUCCAUUCUUUAAACCAUGGCUUAUAGAACACAUAGCUUGAGUUUUGUAUUAAACUUUUAAAAUUUGCUUUAGUUUAUUGAUAUCGAUAUUACAGCAAAUAAAUAUUUGCUUUUAGUACCUCUAGAUAUAACAUUGGACUUAGUAUCAUUUACAGAUGUAUUUAUAUGUACCCAUGUCUUGUAUUUCACAAAUGUAGAAUUUUUGAAUUUUCUUGUCAGUUUUUUAGUCAGAAAUAGUCAGUAGUAACCAGAAAAAUAUAUGUAUAUUGAAUUUAUAGCACGGGAACGAUAUGAUGACCAAUUAUUUGUCAAUCCGAACAAAAUUUCACGGAACGAUUUAUCCAGACACAAAGACACUAUGUCGGAUAUUAUCCGUUUAUACUUACAACUACAAUAUUAAUGAAAUAUGGGAUAAAUUGAUUUAAGGGAAUUGACCAUAUAUAUAAUAGCUGUGACCAAUUAUGGAAAUUUUUUUCAUCAUGAUUUGUGUAUAAACAAAAUUUACUUAUUAUAUCAACUUUAUAUAUCAAUGAAAUAUGUAUGAGAUUUUCAGAAGUGAUUUUUAUAUGGCAGGUAUGCCAGCUAUGACUAAUUAUGGACCGAUCCCAACUAUGAACAUAUUUAUGAGAAAUUUUAUAUCGAUAUCUUCAUUCCAUAAUGAAAUAUGUGUGUUUAUGUGGUUAUGGAAAGUGGGCCUUAUAUGGGAGCUAUGCACAAUUACGGACCGUUUCAAAACAUAUUUUGCAUAGUGAUAUACUAUGUAUACACAUAUCUAUGCCGAAUAUUAUUCCAAUAUCUUUAUUCCCCAAUAAUGCAUGUGAAUAAAAGUGAUUUUCGGAUGUGGGCUUUAUAUGAUGGUGAUUUAUAUGUAUUUUAAACACAUUAAUUAGGAAUUUUGCACCGAAAUCUUCAUUAUGGACCGAUUCGAAAAAUAUUUCGUGCAGUAAUAUAUGAAUGAAUAUGGAAUACAUGUGUAUUUAUAUUGAGUAUUAUUCCAAUAUCAUUAUUACUUAGGCGAUUUUCGGAUCCGGGCCUUAAAUAAGGCAAUGACCAAUUAUGGAUUUAAACAAAUCUGAUUUGUAUAUAUGUAUAUUACAUAUUUAUAUAUGUGGGGAUAGCUUAAUUUUUGUGAAUAUUAUAAAUGAUAAAUCCAUUUCCGAGAAUAUGGACCUUUGUAUUGGCUAAAAGAUUUUUGCAUCUGUCAUUUUAGAAUGCGAACUGCAUCUGAUGCAACAUAGAAAUUUUGAUGCGUGAAAACUCGCAUCAUAAAACAAGUAAGAAAUUAUAGUCGGGUGAGGCCAACCAUAUAUACUCUACACCUGUUACAAAAAAGAAAAAUCUAAAUUAAUUUUU